This is a messenger RNA of Anolis carolinensis (green anole), 1800 nucleotides long. It is a transcript of the gene erp44, whose product is annotated as endoplasmic reticulum protein 44. Gene Ontology annotation, molecular function: protein disulfide isomerase activity. The transcript is spliced from 12 exons. Gene Ontology annotation, biological process: protein folding. NCBI's taxonomy places the organism in Eukaryota, Metazoa, Chordata, Lepidosauria, Squamata, Anolidae. The coding region runs from base 182 to 1429 and encodes 415 amino acids. The record is from RefSeq and is a predicted model, not a curated record. Gene Ontology annotation, cellular component: endoplasmic reticulum membrane; endoplasmic reticulum-Golgi intermediate compartment.
CCGGUCUCUCUUCCUCCUCCUCCUCCUCUUCCUGCGGCGGCGGCUAUCUGUGGAGCUCGCGACCGGCGUGCAGUUCCUCCGGAGGCCGGGGGAGAGAGAAGAGAUUAGGAGCUCUUCGCCCGCCCUUCCUUCUUCCCUCUCGCUCUCUCCCUCCCCCCUCUCCUCUGCAGCAGCCCCCACCAUGAGAGCCCCCGCCGCCAUCUUCCCGCAGCCCGGCGCCCGCCUCCUGUUCUUUCUGGUGUCUUGGCUCUUUAAUCCAGCAAGAAGUGAAAUAACAAGCCUUGACAGUGGAAACAUAGAUGAUAUAUUAAACAAUGCAGAUGUUGCUUUAGUGAAUUUUUAUGCUGAUUGGUGUCGUUUCAGUCAAAUGCUGCAUCCUAUUUUUGAAGAAGCUUCUAAUGUUAUUAAUGAAGACUUUCCAAAUAAGAAUCAAGUUGUAUUUGCCAGAGUAGAUUGUGAUCAGCACUCUGAUAUUGCUCAAAGGUACAGGAUAAGCAAAUAUCCAACCCUAAAAUUGUUUCGAAAUGGAAUGAUGAUGAAGAGGGAAUAUCGGGGUCAGAGAUCAGUGACAGCAAUAGCAGAUUACAUCCGACAACAGAAAAGUAAUCCUAUUCAAGAAGUGCAAAGCUUGGAAGAAAUUAACUCUCUUGAUCGCAGCAAAAGAAACAUUAUUGGAUAUUUUGAACAAAAAGAGUCUGAUAAUUACAGGAUAUUUGAAAGAGUAGCAAAUAUUUUGCAUGAUGACUGUGUCUUCCUUGCUGCCUUUGGGUCUGUUUCUAAAGCAGAGCGAUUUAGUGGAGACAACAUAAUCUACAAGCCACCUGGGGAAAAUGCUCCUGAUAUGGUUUACUUGGGUUCAAUGACAAAUUUUGACUUGGCUUAUGCAUGGACUCAAGAUAAAUGUGUUCCUCUUGUUCGUGAAAUUACGUUUGAGAAUGGAGAGGAACUUGCAGAAGAAGGCCUUCCUUUUCUUAUACUCUUUCAUAUGAAAGAUGAUGCAGAGAGUUUAGAAAAGUUCCAGCAGGAAGUUGCACGACAGUUAAUAAGUGAAAAAGGUACCAUCAAUUUUUUACAUGCUGAUUGUGAUAAGUUUAGACAUCCACUCCUCCACAUUCAAAAGACUCCAGCAGACUGUCCUGUUAUAGCUAUUGACAGUUUUAAACACAUGUAUGUCUUCUCAGACAUCAGUGAUUUGACAGUUCAUGGCAAACUAAAGCAAUUUGUACUUGAUUUGCAUUCGGGGAAACUGCACAGGGAAUUUCACCAUGGUCCAGAUCCAACUGAUGUAGCACCUGGUCAGGUAAGAAAAAUGCAUCUCUGUGCUUCUCUACUGGAUGAGACCAGACUCCUGGAGUUUUCUAUUGAAUCUGAGCUUACAGUUCUCCCUUCAGUUAGGCCUUAUAUGAUCUUGCAGGAUGAAAAUGAUUAGUUCAAGGUGUAAUUUUCAUAUGAAAAUGAAGCUAUUGAGUCUGCAUUGGUUGUUUAAAAACACAAUAUUUCUCAGAUGCAGAUUUUGCUAUAAAAAUAUGGGGAUCUUGAAUUUUCCCAUAUCAAAAAGUGAAAUUGAAUUAGGUGAGAUGAAUUGGCAUUGUUAUGCUGCUUUAAAAGGCAAAGCUUGGAAGUAACACAUUACUAGUAAAAUUGCUGCUGCUUCUUUGUUACAGGAAACUCUAUUAUAUUACCAAGUAACAAUAUUACCAAAAUAAUUUCUUUUAAAAAAUUAAUUUGACGACUGAUAACACUAUGUAACAAAAUUUGAAACAUUUUUGUUAUUGGUUUGAAAGUGUUAUUUCCUGUUUA